Molecule: messenger RNA, 1368 nt
Organism: Labeo rohita (rohu)
Lineage: Eukaryota; Metazoa; Chordata; Actinopteri; Cypriniformes; Cyprinidae
Product: achaete-scute homolog 1b
Exons: 1
Coding region: 132-659 (175 amino acids)
Biological process (GO): neuron differentiation; sensory organ development; regulation of neurogenesis
Cellular component (GO): RNA polymerase II transcription regulator complex
Molecular function (GO): protein dimerization activity; RNA polymerase II transcription regulatory region sequence-specific DNA binding; DNA-binding transcription factor activity, RNA polymerase II-specific
Source: RefSeq, a predicted model, not a curated record
GUUUGUAGCAGAUACGCGGGACAGCAAGACUCGGACCACAAUACUCCCGACAGACCACGCGAAGGGCACGAGAGUCGUGCGUCGCUAGUUUUUUGACAGUGACGGUGGAUUUGUUUGUUGUUCCAAAAAACAUGGAUACUGCGCAAAGUGCAUGCAACGCGUCCGUCAUCCUGCAAGAGUGCGCGCAAGCGCCCAAGACGAAGGUGCUGAAAAGACAGCGCUCCAGCUCACCGGAGCUUUUGCGCUGCAAGCGGAGACUCACGUUCAACGGGCUGGGAUACACCAUCCCGCAGCAGCAGCCUGUCGCGGUGGCGCGACGCAACGAACGCGAGAGGAACCGCGUCAAACAGGUCAAUAUGGGAUUCCAGACGCUGCGCCAGCACGUCCCGAACGGCGCGGCCAAUAAGAAGAUGAGCAAAGUGGAGACGCUCCGGUCGGCGGUGGAGUACAUCCGCGCGUUGCAGCAGCUGCUGGACGAGCACGACGCGAUUUCAGCCGCGUUCCAGUGCGGCGUUCCGUCACCGACGCUCUCGAACGCCUACUCGGCCGAUCCCGAGUCGCCACACUCCUCCUAUUCGUCCGAUGAAGGGAGUUACGAGCACCUGAGCUCUGAAGACCAAGAGCUGCUGGACUUCACAACUUGGUUUGAUCGCUACUGAUGAGAUUUUACAAGGGACUGCUGGAAAACCCAGUUUAUGUGUGUUUUGGAACAUGGUCGCUGGUCCUGCUAGAAUCCAGCGACUGAGUUCCAAGCGAACCUGGACUCCCGUAAACUUCACAGAUGCUGCUUUGUUGACUGGACGGGCAGCAGUCUGGGACGCUGUGGCUUAAGCUGGAAAAGGUUGUAGGUUCAAACCCCAGUGGGGUCCAUGAGCUUCUACAAUUGCAAAACAAGUCAAGACUGCUGGAUGAACAUUUCAUAAGUGCAAUUGUGGGCAUGAUAUGUUGAUGCAACUAAUGCCGUUGUCCAUCUUCCCUAAGAAUGUCAAGCUAAUGGGAAUAUUGAUGAUUACCUACAACCAACUACCGGGUCUGCUUAAGGACCUACGUUGAAAUUUGUACUAUAACUUUUUGUAUUGUUAAAGAUGAAGAUAUAUUUUUGUAAGUGGAGCACAACAGCCUCUUUGAUGACAGUGAACGCUGUUAGAUUGUUGUAAUGAUAAUAAUAACCGUUCCGUUUAGAUCAAAGUUGUUUUUAACACUGGAGAAGAGUUGAUCUGUCGAUCUGUAUUUAUCAAAAUUUUAUCGUCUAGAUGUAGUUCUUCCUGUGAAAGCGUACAUGGCGGACUUUUUCAAUGCACUUGUCCAUUUUUAGUAGUGUACAUAAAUGAUUUUAACAAAUAUAUUUUGUGCAAAUGUUUUUAUAAA